This is a messenger RNA of Penicillium malachiteum, 1563 nucleotides long. RefSeq names its product putative RNA export mediator Gle1. The record is from RefSeq and is a predicted model, not a curated record. Gene Ontology annotation, biological process: regulation of translational initiation; regulation of translational termination; poly(A)+ mRNA export from nucleus. The transcript is spliced from 2 exons. Gene Ontology annotation, cellular component: cytoplasm; nuclear pore; nuclear pore cytoplasmic filaments. Lineage: Eukaryota; Fungi; Ascomycota; Eurotiomycetes; Eurotiales; Aspergillaceae. The coding region runs from base 1 to 1563 and encodes 520 amino acids. Gene Ontology annotation, molecular function: inositol hexakisphosphate binding; phospholipid binding; translation initiation factor binding.
AUGACCAAGCGCAUUAUCCAUGUGCCCCCGUUGGACAGCCCUUCGAAGCAAUUGAUGCGUGAUCUGUGUCGUGAUCUAGACAAUGUCCGCAUCUUCAAUGAAGAUUUGAAGAAGGUUCAUGCCUACGAACGCAAGGUCUUUUUUGAACAUCUGGACCAAAUCGAUCAAGAGCGAGAGGCGAUUCAUACUGCAGCACUCGACGAAGCCGAAGCAUUUCACAACCGGGUCCGCGAGGAGGCUGAGGCCACUUUGAAAGAACACAACCGCAUCGAAGAAGAAGAACGCCGUCGCAAGGAAGAAGAAUCUCGUCUCGAACGGGAGCGCAUUGAACGCGAGAAGGCAGAGAAGCUUCGUCGCGAACAAGAGGAGGCAGCCCGUCUUGAGGCCGAGCGCCAGGCCAAAGAAGAAGCGAAGCGCAAAGCCGAAGAAGAAGCCGAACGCGCCCGCCAGGCAGCUCUUGAGAAGCAGCGAAAGGAGGAGCUCGAAAAACUUGAGAAAGAACAAGCCGAAAAGCGAGCUAAGGAGGAAGAAGCCGCAAAGGCCAAGAAAGCGGCGGAAGCAAAGGCUCUCGCAGAGCACCAUCAGAAAACCGGUUCUCGCCACCUUUCUGACAAGGAACUCAAAAUUCAUCAGCGAUAUCUCGCUUUGCACAAGACUCUCAAGGAUUUCCGCGCGUGGAUACGCCAGCUUGGCAAUGAACAGCCUGGUUUCAAGACAGCAGCGGGUCUCUUGCGUCGCCAGAUUCGAAAGUCCGUAGGCCAGUUACGUGACGGCAAAGGAGCAAACAAGACACAGAUCCAUCAGAUUCGCGUCGAUCUGGAGAAGGCUAUCGCGCUUAAUGGACCCCUCGUGGACGUUCGCCAGUUCUUCGCAUUCCCUCCGGACGAAAUCGCUCGCUCUGAGCAGAUGGCUCCAGCUUUGCUUAUUUACGGCCUUCACAUGCUCGCCAAAUCGUUGAUUUCUGUUCUUGUCAAUGAGGCGGCCAUCAAGCCUCAGCAUGCAGAGCCAGUGGGCGUCCUCGCAGCUCAAAUCUGGUCAAUGGAUGCGUUCUUGUACAAGGGAAUUGCUCUGUCCGACAUCCUGUGGGCAAAGUAUCGCGUGGUAUGCCCGGUACUCUGGGGUUUCACUGGAAGCGAGGAAACUGAUGUUGGCCGCAGUGCUAUCGGUUGGUGGCGCAUCGAGGCUGGUGGUGACUUCAUCAGCGAGCAGGAGCAUCUGGAUAGAAUGACUGCCCUGGGUGCCGGGUACGCUGCUUUGACACUGCGCAACUUCGGCAAGACCAAACGCCGGAACCCGUUCCCAAACACCAUGUUUUGGCACUCGAUGCAGAAGAUCCUGGCAGUUCCAGCAGCGGAGCUGCACGAUACACAAAUCACGGUUCUGCAGGCGAUGUUGCGCUACUCUGGCGAGCGCAUCGUCACCAUGUGGGGUGUUUACGGGGUGGGCCUGGUGCGCAGAGCAGUGGUAGGCCUGCCGCAGUCAAUGACCAAGAAGUCAAUGCCUGUCUACCAGCUUGAGCUCAUUAAAGAGCUCUACAAGCGGGAUCAUCAAAUCCUGGUGUGA